UCAUGGGGCCCCCGGGCAAUAGGGGAUCAUGGGGCCCCUGUGUCCUUGCCCAAACUCAAAAAAAGCCUAUGAAAAAGGUACCAGGGGCAUCUCAUGGGGCCCCUACUGACUCCGAGCCCUUGGGCAGUGCCCGAGUUUCCAAAUGGUCAGUCCGCCCCUGAUAGUCUGUUUAAUAAUUGGUAGCCAACAGUAUGUUACUCUAAAACAAAUGAAAGUGUUGCAAUGCUAGCAUAAAUCAAUACAUGUAAAUAUACGAACAAAAACAUGAAUAAUUGCCCAAAAGAUAAUAAAACAUAAAUAUAAAUGCAAUUCUUCAAAAAAAUCCAAAUAAGUGA
Molecule: messenger RNA, 335 nt
Organism: Staurois parvus
Lineage: Eukaryota; Metazoa; Chordata; Amphibia; Anura; Ranidae
Source: the annotation of a GenBank genome assembly